CCUAAUUGCAAUUAGUGGUUUAUAUGUAUGUGGAGCGUAUAUUUUCAUAAGGUUUAUUCUCUUUAACUUCUUUCAGGAUCUGCGAAGAAGAGGAAAAGGGUCGAAAGGGUUAAGCCGAUACCAGUGAAGAAGCUUUGCACAUCGUCAAACUGUGUUGAGUCAACUGCAGAUAAUGGUAAGGUUGACUUAACGUGAAGAUUGAAGACUGAUACUAAUAACUAAGAUUCGACUUUCAGAAAACAAUCGUCUGAUACAGUUGGAACGUCUGCAGGAUCAAGUUGUCUUUCUAGUGAAGAACUUCCUCCUACAAAACGUGAAGAAAGUACAGAGCAAAAUACUGUUUCAUCUCGUAAAGGAAAGCGUAAAAGAAAUUUUUGCUGGCACCGCAGACUAAAACGUAGGCCGUUGGUUGUUCGAGGAACGCAUUCUUUGAUCCCAUGUAGAGUAAAUAGUCGGGAUAUCGAGCUUCAAAAUGGCAUCUCCACAAGUUCAACAAGCUACGAGAGUAACAUUUCUCAUUGCGUCUGUUGUUCCGUCUUCCAUGAGGCACCAAAGAUGAAUAGAAAUGCUGAGAUUGAUAGAUGGGACAUAUUCUAUAAGAUAGAUAAGUCGACAUCAAUGUUUCCAAAGAAUCACAUACUGUAUACUUUAAAUCCCGAUGUUUCUGGUGCUUCUACUUUGUUCAACGACAUCUUCGGUGCGUUUCGCAUUGGCAAUAAUCCUGAAACUGUACCAUUUUGCAGCUGGAAAAAUAGUUCUCCUGCCACAUCCAACUGUUUAUAUCACACCGUUACCAAGCUUCUCGAAAGCCUCAUAGACAAUACUCACAAUUGCCGACAUCUGAGGCUGUUGGAUAAACACUGCCCCAUCAGAUCCUCGCACCGAGAUGCAAGUGUGGUUUCUGGAGCUGGGUUCAAGAGAAAUGAUUCGGGGAGAAACUUGUGUACGGGUGCACAAGUUGACACUCAAAUCGAAGGAAACCUAGUACAUGAGCCUAAAGCCGGAACUCGCAAGAUUAUACCAGAAGCCAUUGUUGAUCAGGUUAAGCCGAGUACGUGUUAUUGUCCCAAGGAAGAUGUAGAAUCAUUUGUGUGGGCAAUUUGUCGGAGAAUCGUCCCUCCGGAAUUGCUGGGAGAACAUUCUAAUUGGAGGGUUCUAAGAAAGAACAUCUAUAAGUUCAUUCGUCUCCGAAAAUUUGAAAAGUUCUCACUGAAGGAAUGUAUACAUGAACUGAAAAUAUCGAAGUUUCCAUUAUUGCAUGAUAAUAUCGAUAAUGGCUGCAGUGGAAUUGGUAUUACGGAUAUUGCCAGACAUGCAAUUCUCGGAUGCUGGAUAUUUUGGUUUUUCAAAUGCCUCGUGUCGCCAUUGCUUCAAGCCAACUUCUACGUUACUGAAAGUGAGUUUGAGAGAAACGAGGUACUGUAUUACCGUAAAUCUACUUGGCGGAAACUGAUAAGAGAAGCUGAAUGCAUGAAGAACGAUACGUUUCGCCCUUUAAAUGUCUCGGCCGUUAGGAAAAUAUUAAAAAACCGAUCGCACGGUUUCUCGCGAGUCAGACUUCUUCCCAAGAAAACUGGAUUUAGAAUGCUGGCGAAUCUUCAAGCAUCGUCAAAACUGCGUCUGAACUCAACCUCUUCUAAAUUUCAGUCCUACGGUUCCGUAAACAAGGUCCUUAACGAUGUUCAAGUGGUUCUAAGAGGCUCGUUGACAAAAGAACGAGAGAAGUUCGGUUCGUCGGUUUUCGACUACAACGAUGUGUACAGAAAGCUCGUGCCUUUCUUGUCUCGCCUGAAGAAGAGAUGGCCGAAAAUGCCGAGGGUAUUCAUUGUGGUUUCGGACGUGUCGAAAGCUUUCGAUUCGGUCAAUCAAGAUAAACUGCUUAGUGUGAUGGAGGAUGUCUUAUCGGACGAUGAAUAUGUUCUCGAAAAGUUCACUCAGGUUUUCUGCACGAAGAAGGCGUUGAAGGUCCACCAUACUCUGGCACUAGCAGAUCAAGACUUUGUUACCGUAUCGUCUGGCAAAAUCAAAUCAAUUCCUCCUCCAAAGUCUUUGGAUGGCGUUCUCGUUAAUAAGGCACUUGACCGACCAAUACGAAAAGCAGACAUUAAUACAACUCUGAAAGAGCACAUAAAACGCAACGUGGUGCGUCAAUCAGACAAGAAAUUCUACCUGCAAAAUGUGGGUAUACCUCAAGGCAGCGUUUUGUCUACUUUCCUCUGCUCGCUUUACUACGGCCACAUGGAAAGGAACGUACUUUACCCAUUUAUCGAGAAAGCUAGUGAGACCAAUGGUGCUUCAUCUUUGGCGGGGGGCAAAAAUGGAAAAGAAAAGUUUGCAUGCGGUUCCGAAUAUAUUCUGCUUAGGUUCAUCGACGACUUCCUUUUCAUAUCGACUUCGGAGAAACAGGCUUCUAUGUACUUCUCCCGUGUGGACAGAGGGUUUCGUGAUUACAACUGCUUUAUGAAUAAGGACAAGUACGGUCUGAAUUUUAAAAUGAAAAAGGGGCAAGAAUGCCGGUCAAGUAGUAGACCAUAUGUUGGCCAAGAUGGCGUCUCGUUUCUUCGUUGGAGUGGAGUGCUUGUCAAUUGCUCCACGUUAGAAAUUCAAGCGGACUACACAAGGUAUCUCGAUUUUCAUUUGAGUUCAACUCUAACAGUGAGUCGUCAAGGUAAAGUAGGCGAACAGUUGAAAUCGAAGCUGCGUGCUCAUAUGUCGAACAAAUGCCAUCCUCUCUUCUACGAUUCCAACGUCAAUUCGCCAGGUGUUGUCAGGCUCAACAUCUACCAAAUCUUUCUUCUUUGUGCCAUGAAAUUCGUUUGCCAUCUCUCAAACCUCUCGAUUCUACCUAAAUUCACCCCGCAAUUCAUCACCAACGCCAUCGACACUUCUGUAAGGUGCACGAGCAAGUUCAUAGAGAAGAAGAUGUAUUCGUUUAGUGGAGUUGAUAUUGCUUUUCGUCCGAAAUAUGAAGUGAAAAGGGCGGAAGUUUUGUUUCUUGGACUAUAUGCGUAUAAUCGAGUGCUGGAGAAAAAGCAAACGAGAUACAAGAAUCUGAUUCCAUUUCUAAGGACAAAGUUGAAGGCAUGUGGGGAGAUAGCACACAUGUCAUCUGAGCUCAAGUAUGCUAUUGAUGACGAACAUUCAUCCGUAUUUUGGAGAAUCAAAUAUUGAUUUCUAUUCCGUUUUUUUGGGUUCGGAAAUUGAGAAUUCUCCUUUUGUUUUUAUUAAGUUGGUAAAAACUGUUGGUCGAAAACUAUUUUGAGGGGGCAUAUAGCUUUUGAAACACAUGUACAAGUUGGGGAUGAAUUAUAUGAAUUUCUCGAUCAACCUCGUUCUCGC
Erythranthe guttata (spotted monkey flower) is the source of this 3339-nucleotide messenger RNA. The record is from RefSeq and is a predicted model, not a curated record. Lineage: Eukaryota; Viridiplantae; Streptophyta; Magnoliopsida; Lamiales; Phrymaceae.